CCCAAUCCAUAAGCCAAUUACUGAAUUACCCAUAUCUCAAAAUCUGUAAAAAAAAAAAAUUAAAAAAAUAGUGCAAAAAAAAUAGUGAUGAACAAUCUAUUGAAACUCCACCAUUAUCACCCUCCCCUCCACUCACCACCACCACCACCACCACCAUCACCAUCACCAUCACCUGUCUCCCUUCCUCACCCUCACUCCUCAUCUUUCAUUCUCAAACCCAUCAAAUUCUCCCGCCAUUACAAUGCCUUUUCAGCUUCAAUUUCUCUCUCCUCCUUCAAACCCAAAGCUUUCAUCUCUGACAUUGUUCCUUCUUUCUGGGGUAAUCAACAACAACAAGAAGAAAAUAGGUUGACUGAUAAUGAUUAUAAUGAUGAUGAUUCAGGGUGUCUCGAAGAUUUGGACCCCGAUAGUCCAGUUUACCAGAAAACGCUAAGAUUGGUGGAGUGCGCCAUGUUUGCUGCUGUUGCUGGAUUGACUUAUUUGCUCAGUAAUUCUCUUGCUAUCGAGAAUUAUUUUGGAUGCUUUUUCGCAUUACCAAUAGUAAUUACUUCCAUGCGUUGGGGUGUUGCUGCUGGCCGGAAAACGAUGGUAGCAACAGCAGUGCUAUUGUUUGUGCUGUCAGGACCUGUUAAAGCAUUAACCUAUGUGUUGAUGCAUGGAUUACUUGGAUUCACCAUGGGCUCUUUGUGGAGGUUACGAGUGAAAUGGAGUAUGUCGAUCUUCUUGUGCACAUUGGUUCGAGCAAUAGGAGCGUUAGGAUAUGUUCUAACAUCCUCGUUCUUGAUAAGGGAAAACAUACUUGCUUUGAUCACCGUCAAUGUACAUGCUACCCUCACCUUGAUAUUCAACUCAUUAGGAUUAAAUACAGUUCCAUCAAUGAAUACGAUAUAUGCUAUAUUUGGUACUCUGCUAUUGUUAAACUGUUGCUUCUUCGUAUUUCUUCUGCACAUCCUAUAUGCCUUGUUCUUGAGUAGGCUUGGGAUGAAAGCAUCACUGGUGUUACCGAGAUGGCUAAUGAAUGCACUAUAGUAUUAUUAUCUAUUUACAGCUGCUGUGUACCUGCUGUCUCAUAAAUUGUUCUCCGUAAGUUGUAGACUUGUAGUGUAUUGAAUCGAAUCUGAAAUGGUAGUUCAUGCACAAAAUUAAGGAUACAAUCAAUAAGACAAGGACUAUUUUUUUGUUGUAUACAUAUGGUUUUUGUAUGUCUCAUGAAAAGAAUCUUAUUAUGGGGAAGAGAAAUAAAACACGCCUUGUGUUAUUAUUUAGUA
Molecule: messenger RNA, 1268 nt
Organism: Spinacia oleracea (spinach)
Lineage: Eukaryota; Viridiplantae; Streptophyta; Magnoliopsida; Caryophyllales; Amaranthaceae
Exons: 8
Coding region: 88-1029 (313 amino acids)
Source: RefSeq, a predicted model, not a curated record